This is a messenger RNA of Fomitopsis serialis, 816 nucleotides long. RefSeq lists its product as uncharacterized. Lineage: Eukaryota; Fungi; Basidiomycota; Agaricomycetes; Polyporales; Fomitopsidaceae. The record is from RefSeq and is a predicted model, not a curated record. The transcript is spliced from 2 exons. The coding region runs from base 1 to 816 and encodes 271 amino acids.
AUGUCUGGCGAACAAGCUAUCACACUGUUCGACCUACGCUCGACGCUCACUCCGCAGGCGUGGUCGCUCCAUGCCUGUAGGACAAGGUUCGUACUGAACUACAAGAAGCUGCCCUAUACGACAAAAUGGGUAGCUUUUCCCGACAUCGGCGAGACACUCUCUGCAGUCGGCGCGCCGCCCACUCGCGCGGACGACCCGAAGUACAGCGUACCUGCGAUCAUCGACGCUAUCGCGGACCCGCCAGUCGUUCUGUCCGACUCGACGGUCAUAGCCGACUAUCUGGAGAAGACGUACCCUGAGCCGUCGAUUUACCCCCACGGCAGGGAGGCCCAGAUGAAGUGGUUGGACGCGAUCAUGGACGACGUCAUCAUGCGGAUGGCGUUCAUGGUCAUACCCACCACGCCCAGAUACUGCCGGAAGCUGAUGCGGAGUAUUUAUCAGCACGAGGAAGUUGAUCUUCGGUAUGCUCGCCUAUAUCAGAGGAUUGUACAACCCACGGCUGACUCAGUCACCUUUGAAGGCUUGGACGUGAAGGAUAUGAUAGCGACAAGUCCGAAGGAAGAAGCUGAGAGGUGGCAAGCUCUGGAGGAGGGGCUUGGUAGAUUGUCUGCCCUCACAGACGAGAUCGAGCACGGAGACAAAUGGUUAUUCGGGACCUCCAAAGGACCAGGAUAUGCCGACUUCGUCCUGGCCACUACGUUGAACUGGUUUCGGUGGGUAGGUCCGGAAGGAGGCUGGGAGAGGAUCAGAAACACGAAUGGGGGGAAAUGGGCGAGGCAUUUGGAUCACGUUAAAGAAUACAUGGAGGUACUGUAG